Messenger RNA from Acanthochromis polyacanthus (spiny chromis), 1405 nucleotides. It is a transcript of the gene golga7, whose product is annotated as golgin A7. Gene Ontology annotation, cellular component: Golgi stack; palmitoyltransferase complex. The transcript has 6 exons. The record is from RefSeq and is a predicted model, not a curated record. The coding region runs from base 117 to 551 and encodes 144 amino acids. Gene Ontology annotation, biological process: protein targeting to membrane; peptidyl-L-cysteine S-palmitoylation; Golgi to plasma membrane protein transport. Lineage: Eukaryota; Metazoa; Chordata; Actinopteri; Pomacentridae.
CACUGAGCUGCUAAAUAUGAGCUACUGCUGUAGAUAGCGGCUUUUAUUUUGAAAGCAGUGGGCCUGGUGCAGCAGUGGCAGUCAGAUGCGCAGCAGCUUCAGGAGACACGUCCGCUAUGGCUGAGACCCACAGCUUACAGGACCUCCAGCAGCCAGCUGUCUCCUCCAAGGUGUUUGUCCAGAGAGACUACAGUUCAGGAACCAUAUGCAGGUUCCAGACCAAGUUCCCCUCUGAGCUGGAGUCAAGGCUUGAUAAGCAGCAGUUUGAGGAGACGAUCCAGGCUCUGAACAACCUGUAUGCAGAGGCAGAGAAGUUAGGAGGGAAGUCGUACCUGGAGGGUUGUUUGGCUUGUCUAACAGCUUACACCAUCUUCCUCUGUAUGGAGACGCACUAUGAGAAGGUGUUAAAGAAGAUUGCCAGAUACAUUAAAGAUCAGAAUGAGAAGAUAUAUGCUCCCAGGGGCUUGCUGCUGACUGACCCCAUUGAGCGAGGCCUCCGAGUUGUUGAAGUGACUAUCUUUGAAGACAGAAGUAUUGGCUCUGGAAGAUAAAAUAAUCUCAGGGCUGAUGACUCUCACCAGAUAUUCCUCAUCUAUCUGACAGCACAUAUUCAGACUUCUGCUCCACCCGAAUUAUGUAUAUAAUUUUAUUCUUCCUUUUCUCUGUUUAUUUAUAAGUACUCAAAUGUCGGCCUAUCCUAAUAUGUUUGUAAAUGUGUUUUUCAUGUCUUUUUAUACACGAGGCGAUGUAUAAAUCGGGACCUAGUUGAUCAAGACCAGUCUUUACGAUUAGUGCCAUCGUGUCAAAUGCCACUUUUUGACCACCGUAAUUGUGAGUGACUUGACGUGUGUGUCGUAAAACAAAUGAUGUACGGUCAAAUACUGUGUAGUCGCCAAGAAUUUAGAAAGAAACUGGUUGGGUUGCAGAUGUUGGCACAGUGUGUAAACAGUAUGGGUAGUUCUCAACAGUAUUGCCAUGAUGGUUGUGGCCUUUGUUGAGGCAAAUGUUUUCUUCUCUGUGCAUGACUGUGACUUUUUUUUAUGGGGAAUCAUAUCUUGUGGGAGAUUUUUGUGACUUCUGAGAUGAAGCAUGUUCACCGUUAAUAAGCGCAUCACUAAAAAACAACACCUAGUGCUCUUUGAGAAAUGUCCCUCUCCUCUGUGACAUACAGCAGGUGCACUAAAUCUCCCAAAUCAUGUUUAACAGUCGUGCUACAGGUUUCUCAAAAGGUUUACUAUCUAUGUUGCAAAUGUCAUCCCUGUUUUCAUUAUCGCCAAACAUCACGGACAUUGUAAACCCUCCACAGAUGAUUGUUGUAGAUGGUGUUUGAUACAACUGGUCUUCUUUUCUUACAAUUACUCUUAUGUUUUAUCUAAAUAAAUAGUUGUUUGCUGAAAUCUUUUGA